Molecule: messenger RNA, 1152 nt
Organism: Aureobasidium musti
Lineage: Eukaryota; Fungi; Ascomycota; Dothideomycetes; Dothideales; Saccotheciaceae
Source: the annotation of a GenBank genome assembly
AUGGCAAAAUUCAUCACCAUAGCUAUGUUACUGUCUCAUACUUCUGGCCUCGAGACUAGUGGUACCCAAGGCUUUCCCGGUUAUGAUGUUAGCCGCAAUGCAAACGGACAUUUUCGCGCUGCACUGCCGGAUCUGGGAGAAGCGCUGGAAGGCAGUUGGCCGAGUAAUACUUUGCCUAUUCGACUUAAGGAUUGGCCUGGUCAUGUGUUCAAAUAUUCGGGAGGUGGCUAUGGCGUUUUGCAAUUGAUCAUCGAAGCGGUCAUGGGUCAACCAUUUGCGGAAGUCAUGCAGGAGUAUGUCUUUACGGCCUUGAACAUGAAAAGGUCGACGUACGCAGUCCCUGAUGACGAAGACUUGAACACCGAAAAACAGCAAGGAAAGGACAAUUAUGCAAGAGCAUACUAUAAUGGAUACACCGCUUGCGAAGCACCUCAUCGCAUGAACCCGGAACAGUCGGCUGCAGGCUUAUGGACAACACCAACCGAUCUCUUGCUCCUAGUUUCCGCCAUUCAGAAGUCUCUGCACGAGGAAAAUGCGUUUGUACCUCAACAUCUUGCCAAACAGAUGCUUGAGCAAGUCACGGCGGGCAUGGCUCAUGGUUGGCGCGUCACGAAGACUCAUUUCACCCAUAGCGGUAGCAACAUGCCAGGUUGGAGAUGCAAUGUCAUGGCCUCUUUUGACGGAAAUGAAGCGUUCUGCUUCAUGACAAACUCGGCUGAGGGCUUUCUGAUAGGCUGCAAAGUACAAGCAGCUAUGUCAUAUCUAAUUGGCUGGAAGAAAGCGGAAGAGUUUACAUAUAUUAGGAGUUGUGUUGUUCCGUUUGCUGAUGUAUCUGCUGUUCCGCCUGACGCAGCGGUCAUGGAAAAAUGGACCGGAAUGUGGAAAGAGCGAGGAACACAGUUUCAAGUACAGUUAAUGGCUAAGGAAGGAGUACCUUGGUUGAAGGUUGGUCAGAUGCCGGAGCAAUGGUUGUGGAUUGCUGCUCAUGGUGAAGAGGAAUCUAAAAAUGGGCGCAGAGUUGUAGCAGAUCUGGUCUGCAGAGGCGGAAUGGAAGUCCUGGUGAGAAUUUUGGAGAGUGAAAAUGGUGAAGCGCUGAUGGAGAUGUGGAAUGGCAAUACAGGAGAGGUGAUGGUGAUGGAGAGGGUGUCAUAA